AUGGUCGCCACAAGUAGUCCAGCUGAGCUAUGGAGCUAUAUUUUUGAAUAUCUAGAGAGACCUAGCCUUCGAAGCCUCUCAGUCGUCGACCAUGGAUUCCGCUCCAUCGCUGCACCGCUCAUGUUCAGGGCCAUAACCAUCCACCAGGAUCAGGCGCCGCAGUUUCAGCUAAUGCUCCAACAGACAGCAUACAAUAAACACGUCCGGGUCUUGGAAGUCUGCGACCAACUAGAACCAACUCUGGACCAGGAGGACGCUUUUUCCAAACCUGAAAAAGUAUUUGCCUACUUGCCGGACUACUGGCCUCCUCAGAAGACGCACGCGCGAGACCCAUCUUGGCAACCCGUCGCUGCCUUGCUACGAUCUCUUCCAGUGCUGACCGACUUGAUCUGGACAUGUCCACAGCAGUUUCCGACUUGCCUCUUGAGGAGUUUGCAUGAUAACGUGCGUUUCGCGGCAUGUAGACUACAUCUACGAACGUUCCGACUUCGCAGUCUGGCUACCACAGAGACCAUCAUUGAUGCGCAUGAGUUGGAGCUUGUACAGUCUCCUAACUUGUACAGCAUUUGGGUUUGCUAUGAUGGAGACGAUGUCUCGGGCAGUACAAUUCGAUUACCAGAAGCUGUAUCUUGCGCUAUGAACGGCGUAGCUCCUAAUUUGCGCGUUGUGCGACUACGACAGGCAAUCAUCCAGAUGCUUCCGGCAUUCCCAUUGAGCGCGAGCCAAAAUCACGAGAAUAAGAAGAUACGAGGCUUGAAUUCUCUUCUCCCACUUCAAGAGCGCCACUGUGGCAGUGUAGAGCAACUUCAGCUUAUCGGAGCUGGCCCAGCGCUUCGAGCCGAACAAGUGGUGGGUUGGUCAGAAUGUACUGAUUUCAACUCUCUUCGAACACUCAUACUGGACGCCGAUAUUCAGGGCGAGGCUCUCUCUUCACUUGCGGGUUACAAUUUCCCCAAUCUUACCACUUUGGCCCUGUCGCUACAGAUCGAGGCUGGUAUGAUGAGUAUCCCCGAAAAUCGACCCUACGACUCCAUCUCCGGACCGGCUCGAGAUUUUCUUUGCAGCCUACCACCACUUAGGAAACUAAGGCUGAAGGGAGAAAUUCGACAUAGCUCUUUACAGGACGUGCUAGUGUAUCAUGGCCCAGCACUACGAACCUUGCAGCUUAUCCCGAGCGGAUACAGCCCACAUCGGCUCUCACUUCUACCCAGGGAAGUACGGUGGAUAGGAGCCUACUGCCGAGUCCUACAGAAUCUCAGUCUCCAAAUCCUCCGGUCUCGUGGAGACGCCGACGAAGUGGCCGCAUAUUCGUCCCUGGGAAGUAUCCCAUGUCUCCAAACGCUAGAUUUAAGACUCGAUGCAUCAGACUACAUCGCCCUACGCAACGAGGAGGGCAUCGAAGAACCGGACCCAGACCCCGCUCCUUGGGCCCCAAUCCUCGCCCCUGCGAAGCCGCAUUUCGACGACUUCGAUAGGGAGUUCGGGAGCUUUCGGGACAGCGGCGGGCUGCUGGAUCCGCUUAAGGGCCAAUUCAGAGACAUGUUCGUCAAUGCUGCUCUGGAUCGGAAGCUCGUACAGUCCAUCUUUGUGAAACUUUCUGGAGCGAAACCCGCUCGGAGCAUGCCUUUUGAUCGAGUGGAAAUUCGAUCUGUAGGUGGUGGGGAUUUUGGGAAAGGACCGACUCCAGCUGCUAUCGCUACGGUGAUGAGAGAGAUUCAACGUAGGUGGCUUUUUCAGACGGAGUGGAGCUCUGACGAACCGGGCAGGGGCUUUCGUGUUACGGAGCUCGAGUAUAACGAGACGUUGAAUGAUACUCACCUUGAUCUUGUUGGGAGCGACUUGGGCAACGAGGACGGUUUAGAUCCGAGAGCGGCUUUGAUUUUCAGAAGGUUGUGGGCGACCGAGGGCGAUUGGCGAAGAGAUUGGCAUAGUUUCCCUCUGGCUUGA
Messenger RNA from Zasmidium cellare ATCC 36951, 1947 nucleotides. RefSeq lists its product as uncharacterized. The record is from RefSeq and is a predicted model, not a curated record. Lineage: Eukaryota; Fungi; Ascomycota; Dothideomycetes; Mycosphaerellales; Mycosphaerellaceae. The transcript has a single exon. The coding region runs from base 1 to 1947 and encodes 648 amino acids.